UCGAUAGUUUUCGAACUCCAUUUCAUUCUAGCGAUUGAUUCACAUUUCUUUCAUUCUGCUGUUUUCUCUUUUUCCGGCUUUUGCCAAAUUUUGUUGCGCGUCGGUGAAUUUGGUUUUGGAAAAUGUAAAUCUGAAAAAAACGAGCAAAAAAUGAAUUUUCAGGCAACAAGCUGCUGUCGCAUUUGUUUAAAAAGUGAGUUGCUUAUGUCUAUUUACCUUUACAGUCCAACGUUUCCAAUGAGACCGAUUGAAAUUAUAGAGAAGUUGAACAUUUUUAAGUACGAUGAAACUUUACCUGCACUUUUAUGUCAGUCAUGCCUUUUUCGCUUGUUGGAUGCCUAUAACUUGCAGCAGCUAGCUGAAGCGUCAGAGCGGCGCCUACGUGACUAUAUCGUUAAUAAUGGCGGCAGUGGCCUUGGCUUAUGUGGUCUAAGCACAAAUUCAAUUAACCACGAUUCCUCAAGCUUCUCCUCAACGGCCGCCAUGGGUGAUGCAUGCAAGGACUCUGGUGUGACCGCUGCCAUUUAUGCGAAUAUAUGCGACAUGUUGGAGCGAAAUAAUGUGCAGGCGAAUGGUGUGGUAGUCGCUGAGAAUGGGGGAUGUAUGGUGACUGGAGAUGAUAUCUUGAAUGAUAUUGAGAUUGAUGUUAGCAGUUUAACACGUUCAGAAGCCAAUGAGGAUACACUGACCGAAGUACUCGCAAGUAAACAUACAAAUAUAGCUUUCAAUCCAGGGACUGGAAAAACUAUUGGUGCAGAUGUGGAAAUCACGCCAGAGACUGGAAAUGAGGUUGAUGUACCUGUGAAAAUGUCUGAAAAGUGCACGGAGUGCGGAAAAGUUUUCAAAAAUUUUGGUUAUCUGGAAGCGCAUAGGCGCUUACAUACAAACGAAAAACCAUAUCAAUGCAAGCAAUGUGCGCGUCAAUUUAAGCAAUCCAGUAAUUUACUAUUGCAUCAGCGUACACAUACUGGCGAACGACGUUUCCAAUGUGAAAUAUGUGCCAAUUUCUUUACCACCUCGAGCAAUUUGAAGGCACAUAAGGCAAUACACUUGGAGCACCGUGAUUACCGCUGUAGCCAAUGUGAUCGUGAAUUUAAAACGCGACGGGAAUUGCGUCGCCACGAGCCGGUCCAUAAAACGAUAAAGGAUAAUGUAUGUGAAAAGUGUCAGAGGGCGUUCAGCAAACGUAGUUAUCUGUUGGAUCACAUAGCGGUCAUGCAUCGGGGCGUGCGGCGGCAUAAGUGCGCGGAAUGUGGCAAAUUGUUUGGUAGACGAUCGAAUUUGGUGUCACACAUGCGCAUACACUCAGGUGAAAAACCGUUCGAGUGCAAAUUUUGUCCUUGGAAAUUUAAUCAAUCAUCAGCCUUGGCGCGGCAUAUGAAAAAGCAUUCGAAAGGCAAAAAUGUCGAAUUGGGAUUCAAAGCGGCAGACCAAGUAUUAAAACACUCUGCAUUAAUGAAUAUUUUGGAAACACCAGAGAUGGUGGUGGUAGCCGCCGGAGCAACUAACGACGUAAGCGCAGUCAACAUAGCGCAACAAACUAGCUAUAAUGUUCUAAGCAAUAUAGCCAAUUUGGGUGGCUUGCACUGUAUGAACACAGAGUGCAAUCUAGAAAAUACAUCAACGGACACGGAAAGUAGUGAGGUGGUGGAAGCGCUACAAAAUAGUAGCGUUUAUAACUUUACAAAGAAUGACAUACUGGAUUUCUCUACAAAUCAGCAAGUUUGUUAGGAUGUACAUAUUUUCAAACUGGCGAUGUUAUUUUUGCUUAAUAUACUGAUCGUAGAG
Messenger RNA from Rhagoletis pomonella (apple maggot), 1788 nucleotides. RefSeq names its product zinc finger protein 629-like. Gene Ontology annotation, biological process: regulation of transcription by RNA polymerase II. Lineage: Eukaryota; Metazoa; Arthropoda; Insecta; Diptera; Tephritidae. Gene Ontology annotation, cellular component: nucleus. Gene Ontology annotation, molecular function: DNA-binding transcription factor activity; RNA polymerase II cis-regulatory region sequence-specific DNA binding; zinc ion binding. The record is from RefSeq and is a predicted model, not a curated record. The transcript is spliced from 7 exons. Bases 151 to 1731 code for a protein of 526 amino acids.